Messenger RNA from Puntigrus tetrazona (Sumatra barb), 2007 nucleotides. It is a transcript of the gene b3galt6, whose product is annotated as UDP-Gal:betaGal beta 1,3-galactosyltransferase polypeptide 6. The transcript is spliced from 2 exons. NCBI's taxonomy places the organism in Eukaryota, Metazoa, Chordata, Actinopteri, Cypriniformes, Cyprinidae. Gene Ontology annotation, cellular component: membrane. Gene Ontology annotation, molecular function: UDP-galactosyltransferase activity. Bases 381 to 1385 code for a protein of 334 amino acids. The record is from RefSeq and is a predicted model, not a curated record. Gene Ontology annotation, biological process: glycosaminoglycan biosynthetic process.
CGACCGUCCGGUCCGGUAGGCGGCGCUCGUCGCCCGCGCAGCUGUCGGGGCGUCGCGGCUUCUUCGGUCCGUGGUCGUGAACGGGAAGUGCGGAGCGUGUGCGUGCGUUUGAGCUGGAAAAAACAUAAUAAUAAUGACGCGCUCAAAACGCGAAUUAAAAAGUGUGUCGUUUUUAGUCGUUGCGGGAGGCGCGUGCGCCUGCUGCGUGUAAAUAUUGUGCGCUUCGUCUGGAGAGGCAGAAGACGGCGAGUUGUGGUUCAUCUCCAGCCCGUCCACAGCUGCUGCAAAACAAAACAGCCUCUUAUGAUAAAGAUGCUCAGGAUGAUUCAUAAGCGUGGUAAAUGAUUACUUUCAGGGGACUCUAAGUUACCAGUGACAUCAUGAAUUUGGUCCGUCUUGUGUGUCGUCACAAGACUGCCCUGGCACUCGGUGUCUUCUUCCUAUUUGCCGUCGUCCUUCUGUUUCUCGCCAAAUGCACGUCAGAGACGCUGAAGCCAGCCGAGUCCCCAGGUGUGGCGCCACGGGCCGAGUCCCAUCAGAAGCAGCCGGCAGGGCCUCCUCGCACCAAAGAGCUCUCCACGUUCCUGGUGGUUCUCAUCACCACGGGCCCAAAGUACACAGAGCGGCGCAGCAUCAUCCGGAGCACCUGGCUGACCAAACACGAUCCCGACGUUCUCUACUGGUUCGUCAUCGGCACCGAGGGUUUGCCUCCAGAAGACCUGCAGAACCUGGGCACCGAGCAGAUCCGUCACCAUGACCUCCUCCUGCUCCCUGACCUCCGGGAUUCGUACGAGAACCUCACGCUGAAGCUCCUCCACAUGUACUCCUGGUUGGACCAAAACGUGGAGUUUAAAUUCGUCCUGAAGGCUGACGAUGACACCUUUGCUCGCUUGGAUCUCCUCAAAGACGAGUUGAAGGCCAAGGAGCCGAGCCGACUCUACUGGGGCUUCUUCUCUGGCCGCGGGAGAGUGAAAACGGCCGGGAAGUGGAAAGAAAGUGCCUGGGAACUGUGCGACUACUACUUACCCUAUGCUCUGGGUGGAGGCUACGUGCUUUCCGCCGACCUCGUGCACUACGUGCGUCUCAACGUAGGGUUUCUAAAGACCUGGCAGAGCGAGGACGUGUCCUUGGGUGCCUGGUUAGCCCCUGUAGACGUAAAGCGGGUUCACGACCCACGCUUCGACACGGAGUACAAGUCGCGCGGCUGCAGCAACAAGUACCUGGUCACUCACAAGCAGAGUUUAGAGGACAUGCUGGAGAAGCAUCAGACACUACAGCGCGAUGGGCGUCUGUGCAAAGAGGAAGUCAAACUGAGGCUGUCCUACAUUUACGACUGGAACGUCCCGCCUUCGCAGUGUUGCCAGCGGAAGGAUGGCAUCCCCUGACUCUUUGACACCCGUGAUCUUAUGCAUUUUUUCCACUCGCUAUUUAUUUAUUUAUUAUCAGUGUCGUGUGUCGAGCCGAAACAGCAUUUCUUAACCUUUUGAAAAGGCUUUUUAAAUUAGAAACGUGGGAGAUUAUAUUACCGAAAAAGCUGCUUUUAUUUGAGACCGAGAGAUUCUUUCUGAUUCUAAGUGGAGUCGGAGAUCCUGGGGGAUUGUGGGUGACGUUAUAUAUUUCUGCUGUAUUCUCCGCAUACACCUUCUUCUGUACAUCCAUAGAGAUCUCCAUUUUACCGUUCGUUUAUAAUCCUGAGAUGUUUAGAGCGUGUCUGUUGAAAUACAUUUACAUGGACGAGAAAAGGAAAGUGCCAGACAAGCAGUUUAUUAAAGAAACUUGAAGAUAAAUGUUUAUAAACCUAAGUAUUUUGACAUAUGUUGUCCGUUGUGAUGGAAAACCCGAGAUGGUUUUCUUUGUGAGUUUUACUCACAGAUUUGCCAUAUAAUGAUAAAGCCGUCUUAAAUGGAGAACUUUGGCAGCAUUUCUAGUAUUUUAUGUGUUGUGACUGAGUUGUAAAUAACGUACCUCAAAUUUUAUUAAAUGUUUUUGUUCCGUUUUUACACCAGA